Messenger RNA from Dendrobium catenatum, 2238 nucleotides. Its product is annotated as arginine--tRNA ligase, cytoplasmic. The transcript is spliced from 18 exons. The record is from RefSeq and is a predicted model, not a curated record. Gene Ontology annotation, cellular component: cytoplasm. Bases 129 to 2066 code for a protein of 645 amino acids. Gene Ontology annotation, molecular function: arginine-tRNA ligase activity; ATP binding. NCBI's taxonomy places the organism in Eukaryota, Viridiplantae, Streptophyta, Magnoliopsida, Asparagales, Orchidaceae. Gene Ontology annotation, biological process: arginyl-tRNA aminoacylation.
GCCGUAAAUCGUUAAAUCCGGUAUUUACCCAUUGCCGGGAUUUAACGCGCGCACAAAAAACCCUUUAGCUGGAUUUAGCGUAAAUCCGACUUAAAUCCCGUUGUAAAUCCGAUACCAAACAGCACCUUAUGACUUCGGCAUCUGCUGCUCUUUCUCUUCUCCCCUCUCCUCUGCUUCGCUUACGUCGUCACUACCGCACGCCUGUCAGGGGGACGACUUUUUGCGCAGCCAUGAGCAGCAACACCACCAGUUCUCCUCCUUCACUGGGGCUGGCGGUGGAAAGUUUAGAAUGUGGUGGACGUACUGGAAGUGUCAAGCAGCAACUAGCAAAAUUGUUUGAAGGAUCUCUUAAAGUAAUAUUCCCUGAAGAACCAAAUAUGGAGCCAUUAAUUGCAGUCUGCACUGCUAAAUUUGGUGAUUACCAAUGUAAUAAUGCCAUGGGUAUUUUCUCUAAGAUCAAAGGAAAGUCAACAGCAUUUAAAAAUCCAAAUUCAGUUGGGCAGGCCAUUUCCAGACAUCUCCCUCCAUCGAAUAUUAUUGAGUCUACCUCUGUUGCUGGACCUGGGUUCGUGAACAUAGUUUUAUCAAGCAAAUGGGUGGCUCAGAACAUACAAAAUAUGCUCUUAAAUGGUAUUGACGCAUGGGCGCCAAUUUUAUCAGUUGAGAGAGCUGUGGUUGAUUUCUCCUCGCCAAAUAUUGCCAAAGAAAUGCAUGUUGGCCACUUAAGGUCUACUAUUAUUGGAGACACUCUUUCUCGAAUGUUGGAAUUUUCGAAUGUUAAGGUCUUUCGGCGAAACCAUGUUGGUGAUUGGGGCACUCAGUUUGGCAUGUUGAUUGAACAUUUAUUUGACAAUUUCCCCAAUUGGGAGGAUACUGGAGAACAAGCCAUCGGAGAUCUCCAGGAAUUUUACAAGGCAUCUAAGCGGAGAUUUGACGAUGAUCCUUCUUUUAUGCAAAGAGCACAACAAGCUGUGGUUCGUCUACAGGGUGGGGAAGCUAGGUACCGUAAUGCCUGGAAGAAGAUUUGUGAAAUAAGCCGUAAAGAAUUUGAUCUAGUUUAUCAGCGUCUCGGUGUUCAUUUAGAAGAAAAGGGGGAGAGCUUUUACAACCCUUACAUUCCAAAAGUCUUGGAGGAAUUGAGUACCAAGGGGCUUAUUGAGGAAAGCGAUGGUGCACGUGUUAUAUUCAUCCAGGGGCAACCAAUUCCUUUGAUUGUUGUGAAGAGGGACGGCGGGUACAACUAUGCAUCAACAGAUCUAGCAGCUCUAUGGUACCGCCUUAACGUAGAGAAAGCAGAGUGGAUUAUAUAUAUUACAGAUGUUGGUCAGUCACAGCACUUUGAUAUGGUGUUCAGUGCGGCAAGGAGAGCUGGCUGGCUUCCAGAUGCCAAGAGCAUUCUAUAUCCUAAAACAAAUCAUGUUGGUUUUGGUCUUGUUUUAGGAUCAGAUGGCAAGCGCUUUCGCACUCGUAGUUCAGAAGUUGUUCGUCUAGUAGAGCUACUCGAUGAAGCAAAAAGUCGCUGUAAAGCUGAACUUGUUAAACGGCUUGAGGAUAAUGGAAAGCUGAAAGAUUGGACGGAUGAAGAGCUUGAGAAUACCGCUGAGGCUGUUGGAUAUGGUGCUAUCAAAUAUGCAGAUCUGAAAAAUAACCGGUUGACUAAUUACACUUUCAGUUUUGACCAAAUGCUAAAUGAUAAGGGAAACACGGCCGUUUAUUUGUUGUAUGCUCAUGCCCGUAUAUGUUCCAUCAUCAGGAAAUCUGGCAAAGACAUUGAAGAGAUAAAGAAAUCGGGGAAACUUGUGCUUGGUCAUGCUGAUGAGCGUGUUUUGGGACUUCAUCUUAUCCAAUUUGCAGAGGUAGUUGAAGAGGCUUGCACUAAUCUUCUUCCAAAUGUUUUGUGCGAGUAUCUCUACAAUCUGUCUGAAAUAUUCACAAGAUUUUACACUAGCUGCCAGGUUGUUGGAUCUGCGGAAGAAACUAGCAGACUCUUAUUGUGCGAGGCAACAGCCGUUGUAAUGAGGAAAUGCUUCCAUCUACUUGGUAUCACGCCUGUCUACAAAAUAUAGUGCUGCAAUUUUCUCUUUAGUUAUACCAAUUAAAUUAUGGGUCAUAUGGCUUGUUAACUUAAUAUUAGAUCUCCUUUUGAUUGAUAGCUUUAAAUUGUAAUUUAUCAAAUGAUAUUUCAGAUUUGUUAGGCGUUCACAUUAGUUCAUUUUCACUGUCAGUUAACAUGCUAGU